Vidua chalybeata is the source of this 3668-nucleotide messenger RNA. Its product is annotated as zonadhesin-like. The transcript is spliced from 7 exons. Bases 1 to 3639 code for a protein of 1212 amino acids. NCBI's taxonomy places the organism in Eukaryota, Metazoa, Chordata, Aves, Passeriformes, Viduidae. The record is from RefSeq and is a predicted model, not a curated record.
AUGACCAUCAGGAGACCGUCCUGCAGUGACCUCCACUGUCCCCAGGGCACCACGUGUAAGAUGACCAAUGGGUGGCCGCAGUGUGUCCAUCAACAACCAUCGUGUCAGGAUGUCCAGUGCCAGAAGGGCUCCACGUGCCAGAUGGUCAGAGGGUGGCCACGGUGCGUCCAGACCAUCAGGAGACCGUCCUGCCGGGAUGUCCAGUGUCCCAAGGACACCUGGUGUCACAUGGUCAGAGGGUGGCCACGGUGCGUCCAGACCAUCAGGAGACCGUCCUGCCGGGAUGUCCAGUGUCCCAAGGACACCUGGUGUCACAUGGUCAGUGGUCACCCCCAGUGUGUCCGGACCACGACGUCCAUGGUGGGUCCCUCGUGCCGCGAUGUCCGGUGCCCCAAGGCCGGCCGGUGCCAGGUGACCGCCGGGUGGCCGCAGUGUGUCCAUCCCCUGCGGAGCGUCCGCGCUGUCCCCGCCCUGUCCUGCGCCGACGUCACCUGCCAGCCCGGCGCCACCUGCCAGGUGCUGCAGGGCUGGCCCAGGUGUGUCCCCAAGGUGGCCUCGUGUGACGGCGUCCCAUGCCCACCUGGGUCCACCUGUCAGAUGGACGGAGCCACGCCCAGGUGUGUCCCCAAAGCUCCAUCCUGCCAGGACCUCACCUGCCCACCUGGGUCCACCUGUCGGAUGGACGGAGCCACGCCCAGGUGUGUCCCCAAAGUUCCAUCCUGCCAGGACCUCACCUGCCCACCUGGGUCCACCUGUAGAAUGGACAGAGCCACGCCCAGGUGUGUCCCCAUCAAAUUGACCUGUCAGGACCUCACCUGCCCACCUGGAGCUACCUGUAGAAUGGAGAAAUCAACCCCCAGGUGUGUCCCCAUCAAAUUGACCUGCCAGGACCUCACCUGCCCACCUGGGUCCACCUGUCAGAUGGACGGAGCCACGCCCAGGUGUGUCCCCGUGGCACUGACCUGCCACGACCUUACCUGCCCACCCGGAUCCACCUGUCAGAUGGAUGGAGCCACACCCAGGUGUGUUCCUAUCAAAUUGACCUGCCAGGACCUCACCUGCCCACCUGGAUCUACCUGUCAGAUGGAAGGAGCCACGCCCAGGUGUGUUCCUAUCAAAUUGACCUGCCAGGACCUCACCUGCCCACCUGGAGCUACCUGUCAGAUGGAAGGAGCCACGCCCAGGUGUGUCCCCAAAGCUCCAUCCUGCCAGGACCUCACCUGCCCACCUGGGUCCACCUGUCAGAUGGAAGGAGCCACGCCCAGGUGUGUCCCCGUGGCACUGACCUGCCACGACGUUACCUGCCCACCCGGAUCCACCUGUAGAAUGGAGAAAUCAACCCCCAGGUGUGUCCCCAAAGCUCCAUCCUGCCAGGACCUCACCUGCCCACCCGAAUCGACCUGUCAGAUGGACGGAGCCAUGCCCAGGUGUGUCCCUGUCAAAGUGACCUGCCAGGACCUCACCUGCCCACCUGGAUCCACCUGUAGAAUGGACGGAGCCACGCCCAGGUGUGUCCCCAUGAAACUGACCUGCCAGGACCUCACCUGUCCACCUGAAUCCACCUGUAGAAUGGACGGAGCCACGCCCAGGUGUGUCCCUGUCAAAGUGACCUGUCAGGACCUCACCUGCCCACCUGGAUCCACCUGUAGAAUGGAGAAAUCAACCCCCAGGUGUGUCCCCAUUAAAUUGACCUGCCAGGACCUCACCUGCUCACCUGGAGCUACCUGUAGAAUGGAUGGAGCCACGCCCAGGUGUGUUCCUAUCAAAUUGACCUGCCAGGACCUCACCUGCCCACCUGGAUCCACCUGUAGAGUGGACGGAGCCACGCCCAGGUGUGUCCCCAAAGCUCCGUCCUGCCAGGACCUCACCUGCCCACCUGGGUCCACCUGUAGAAUGGACAGAGCCACGCCCAGGUGUGUUCCCAUCAAAUUGACCUGCCAGGACCUCACCUGCCCACCUGGGUCCACCUGUCAGAUGGAUGGAGCCACGCCCAGGUGUGUCCCCAUCAAAUUGACCUGCCAGGACCUCACCUGCCCACCUGGGUCCACCUGUCAGAUGGACGGAACCACGCCCAGGUGUGUCCCCGUGGCACUGACCUGCCAGGACCUCACCUGCCCACCUGGGUCCACCUGUCGGAUGGACGGAGCCACGCCCAGGUGUGUCCCCAUCAAAUUGACCUGCCAGGACCUCACCUGCUCACCUGGGUCCACCUGUCAGUUGGACAGAGCCACGCCCAGGUGUGUCCCCGUGGCACUGACCUGCCAGGACCUCACCUGCCCACCCGGAUCCACCUGCCAGGCCCCGCCCUGCCCACCUGGCCUCACCUGCCUCCCCACCUGCGCGCCGGCCCCGCCCCUCGUGUGCCACGUCCUGAGCCGGCGCCGCUUCCGCGCCUUCGACGGCCGCACCUGGCGGCUGCCGCUCACCUGUCCCCUGGUGGCCACCUGCGCGGGCUCACCUGCGCUGCAGGUGUGGCUCUCCGGCCAGGUGGGCUCCGGCCCCAGGGCCACCUUCGGGCGAGUGACGGUGGCCGGAGACGGGUUCCAGGUGGAGCUGCGGCACGGCGAGGGGACCGCGGCCAGGGUGUCCGGCCGCCGCGUGCGCCUCCCGGUGUCGCUGGCCGGGGGCCGGGUGCAGGUGCGGCGCCGGGGGGGGCAGCGCCAGGUGCUGCUCACCUGGGCGGGGCUGCAGGUGAGCCUGGCAGGUGACGGCGCCGUCAGCGUGACGGGAACGGCGGCGGCCGCCAGGGGGCUCUGCGGGGCCUGCGCCGGGCAGCGCACCUGUGCCGCAGGUGAGGGGCUGGGGGGGGACAGCCCCUCCCCCCUCGGCCCCUCCCCUCCGCCCCGCCCCUCCCCUGCUACCUGCCGGCUCCAGGCCCCGCCCCCGCUGGAGGUGGCGCUGGGGGGCGGGGCCGUGAGGGUGACGCUGGCGGGCAGCAGGUGGCACCUGGAGAGGGGGCGUGUCCAGCUGGACGGCGCCGCGCUCCCGCUGCCCUUCUGCCUCCCGGACGGCUCCGUCUGCGUCGGCCCCGCCCCCGGCCACGCCCUGCUCCUGCUGACCCCCGACCUGCGCGUGGCCACCGGCCCCGGCGACGUCCUGGAGGUCACCGUGUCCCCCCGGCUCCGCAACCGCACCUGCGGCCUCUGCGGCGACUUCGACGGCGACGCCGGCAACGACCUCGGGAGUGACCGCGGGGACACCGGGAGUGACCACGGGGACACCAAGAGUGACCACGGGGACACCGGGAGUGACCGCGGGGACAUCAGGAGGUGUCCCCAGGGCCGCUGCCCGUCCAGGUGUGCCCCGGCCGCCGGCGCCGCCCCCCGGCCCCGCCGCGACCUGCACACAGGUCGCCUGCUGGAACCACUGGGAGCACUGGGAGGAGCCCUCGGAGCCCCACUGGGAGCACUGGGAGGAGCCCUGGGGGGGCCACUGGGAGCACUGGGGGGGCCACUGGGAGGAGCCCUGGGGGGACCACUGGGAGGGCCACUGGGAGUACUGGGAGGGCCACUGGGAGUACUGGGAGGGCCACUGGGAGCACUGGGAGGAGCCCUGGGGGGGCCACUGGGAGCACUGGGAGCCCCGGUGGCCCCCGGGGCCAUCCUGGGGCCGCUGCCGGGGCUGCCCUUGGGGCCAUAAACUGGGCCGGGCCGGGCUGGGGACAAUAA